AUGCAACAAAGAGAAAAGGAGACAUUCCGUGAAUACGCGCAAAGGUGGCGCGAAAUUGCAGCACAGAUUGUUCCACCUAUGGAAGAAAAGGAGAUGACGAAAGUGUUCUUAAAGACUCUUGAUACUUUUUAUUACGAGAGGAUGAUUGCAAGCGCUCCUACAGACUUUACUGACAUGGUAAACAUGGGAGUCCGUUUAGAGGAAGCAGUUCGAGAAGGGCGUCUAGUCAGAGAAGGAAGUUCAUCUUCAAGCGGGGCAAAGAGGUACGGCGGUUUUAUGAAAAAGAAGGAACAAGAAACUAAUGUUGUGUCCUAUAAUCAUCCAAGAAGGAUCAAUUAUCCUUACCAUUCCCAACACCAACAUAUAGCAGCCGUGACUCCAGUAAUCACUUCCGCUCCAGUUCAAGUCCAAUACCCUCAGCAGCGUACCAACCGCUUCCAACAGAAUACUCACUAUCAGCGACAACAUCAACCUCAACAACAUCAACAUCAGUUACAACAACGUCCACCACAGCAGCAAAGAAGAACCAAUUUUGAUCCAAUUCCAAUGUCAUAUGCAGAAUUGUAUCCAGCUUUGAUCACUAAAAACCUUGUGCAACCACGACCACGACCUCUUGUACCAGAAGUUCUACCUUGGUGGUACAAGCCAGAGGUAUCUUGUCCCUUUCAUCAGAAUGCUCCAGGUCAUGACUUAGACAACUGUUUUGCUUUAAAGUUGGAAGUACAGAAGUUGACAAGAGCAGGUAUCCUGACCUUCAAGAACAUGGGCCCCAAUGUGAAGGACAAUCCAAUGCCAAGUCAUGGUCCUUCAUCAGUGAACAAUAUAGAAGUUUGUCUCAAUGAACAACGUGUUACGAAGAUAGAGGAGAUUCGGCGGUCUUUGGUUGAAAUUCAUUCUGUUUUAUGUGCUCGUGGUCUAUUCCAACAUGACCACCAGAUCUGUGGUACAUGUUCAGUCAAUUCAAGAGGUUGUAGGAAGAUUCAAGAUGAUUUGCAAGGCGUCCUUGAUCAGGGUUUGAUUCAGAUUUCUAGACAAGUGAGUUCUCUAGAAUCACAAGAACAAGAAGUGAAUGUCAUCAUUCCUUGCUUCAACAUUCCAGAGAAAGUAGAGAUAGCUUAUCAUCCGAGGGAGCCGGUGGUGAUUUUCCCUCCGGGCCCAAUGCCUUACACUUCAGAUAAAGCGGUCCCCUACCGCUAUGCAACAAUUAUUAUUGAGAACGGUAAAGAGGUCGAGAUUAAAACCUUAGCCUCAGUUACCAAUAUCGCAGCAAAUAGCCGAAUGACGCGCAGUGGCCGCGUGUUCGCUCCGCCGGUUAUCCCAAGUAGAAAUGUUGAGAAAGAUCCAGUAGUCGUGGUACCAGUGACAAGAGAAGCAGAAGGGCAAACAAGCAAUUCAACCCUUGACAAAGAAACAGAUGAACUACUCAGAAUUAUCAAGCUCAGUGACUACAAAGUGGUAGAUCAGUUGCUACAGACACCGUCAAAAAUCUCGAUCCUGUCCUUAUUAUUGAACUCAGUUGUCCACAGAGAAGCACUACUGAAGGUGCUUGAUCAAGCCUUUGUAGAACAGGAUAUAACAGCAGAGCAGUUCAACAAUGUUGUAGGCAGCAUCACUUCAUGCAAUGGCUUAGGCUUUUGUGAUGAAGAACUGCCAGAAGAAGGAAAGAAUCACAACUUCGCUCUCCAUAUCUCAGCCAGUUGUCAAGGGGAUUCUUUGUCUAAUAUCCUAAUUGACACCGGUUCAUCUCUGAAUGUCAUGCCCAAGUCUACCUUGUUGAAGCUAAAGUACAAAGGGGGGCAAAUGCGGCACAGUGGAAUUAUUGCGAAAGCGUUCAAUGGAUCAAGAAAAACAGUCAUUGGAGAAGUUGAUUUGCCUAUUGGUAUUGGACCACACGUAUUCUAG
This is a messenger RNA of Lathyrus oleraceus (garden pea), 1902 nucleotides long. RefSeq lists its product as uncharacterized. The record is from RefSeq and is a predicted model, not a curated record. Lineage: Eukaryota; Viridiplantae; Streptophyta; Magnoliopsida; Fabales; Fabaceae. Gene Ontology annotation, biological process: proteolysis. The coding region runs from base 1 to 1902 and encodes 633 amino acids. The transcript has a single exon. Gene Ontology annotation, molecular function: aspartic-type endopeptidase activity.